This is a messenger RNA of Schistosoma guineensis, 2532 nucleotides long. The record is from the annotation of a GenBank genome assembly. NCBI's taxonomy places the organism in Eukaryota, Metazoa, Platyhelminthes, Trematoda, Strigeidida, Schistosomatidae.
AUGACAUCAUUUGCCAAAGCAUGUAUAGACUUUUCUAACAAUUUGAAAAAUUUACGUUUUACUAAAUCAAAUGCUACAACCACUUCUUCCACGGUCACAGUGAACAAUUCAACAGCUACAAUGACAAAGUCAUCAGUUGUUUUAAAUUUUGAAUCGGAUACAAUAAAAAACCCCGUGACAAAUGAAUAUAUUAUUUCAGUCACUAACAGAAUUGUAGCCAAUAAUUCUAAAACUAACAAUCAUCAUUCUGUUAUUAAUUCAACUGAAGAAAAAAAUCGGUUUGAGAAGAAUCAUAAGAACAGUGAACACUUUACAGAUGAUAAAUGUACCCUUUGUAAUAAACUGUUCUUUAUCCCUAAUAACAUCACUGCUAGCGAUACAAGUAGCACCAAUAGCAAUACUACUAGUAUUAGUAGCACAAAUCUUGGCGGUAGAAUUUCAGAUGAAAAAGAAGACUCAUCAUUAUCGGGGAAGUCAGUGGUUGUAAAACAUUCUGAAAUAAGUUCCCUUGAAAACCCUACAAUUUCUUCUAGUACAAUAGCAAUGACACAAAAUAGAAAAAACAUUAUACCUAAUGGAUUUGUAAAUAGUGAUUCAUUAAAAACUGUGAUUUCAAAUUAUUCUGAUUAUCGAUUAUCGAAUUCGAAGAUCUCAAACUCGUUACCCAGUAGUCCAGUGCCAAGACAUAGUUUUACAAUGAAAAAUAAGCUUUCAUCAGAUAGCAAUGCUGCUAAUGACAGACGUGCUCAUAGUAAUAUAAAUAGUUUGACAGACUCCCCAUUCACAUUCAAAGCUACACUUUCGCCGACUAUGACACAUCGUUUAGCUAUUCUUGCACGUAACUGUAAAAACAGUAUUGUUAGUAACAAUAAUAGUAUCAAUGGUAGCGAUUCUACCGGCUAUACAUCCAAUCGUUAUUCAAAUAAUUCAAUUUCAUCGUCUUCUUCACCCUUAUCAUCUCAUCGUGGGACAACAGUAGCUGCCAUAAAACAAAGAUUGGUAAAUCAAGGACUACGAAUUAAUUUAAACAUUCCAGUUAAGAAACUAUCAUGUACACGUUAUCGAGAUUAUGUAAGACGUCAAAAAAGGGGUUGUCCACAUACAAUUGAAUCAUUAUGGUUGAAUAAGAAUUUCAUGAAUAAUAUAUUUGUUUAUUUAACUGGGAAUGAACUGAUUAACUAUUCAAUCGUAUGCCGUACAUGGUAUGAAUUUAUGUGUUUAAAUGGUUUCCAGAAUAAAUUAUGCUUUGUUUUAAACAUCAAAAAAUUAAUUAGGGAAAUAGAAAACAGUCACGAGGAUUCAAAAUCGAAUCAAUAUGCAGACUAUAAAGAUCCAGUUAUUAUUUCAAACCAUAGUGAUCACAUUCCAUUACCAAAUGAUUUAUUGUACAGUUAUUUAGAAGACUCUAUUCGAAUUCGCAUUGUAUCCGCUAUAAACAGACACCUGGAAACCAUUAAAAUUGUACAGUUAGUUGAGAGAUUUAGUUCAGUAUUGUAUAAUAUACUAGAAAUGCUAUUAAACCCAAAUCACAACGUAAUUUUGACAUCAUUAUCACAAUCCUCCACUAUAGAAACGUAUUUCCCUCAGAUAAAUACAACAGUUGCAAACACCUUAACUAAAACUAAAACAUUCAACAACCGAAUCUUAUUGACAUCAAAUGAAAAUUAUCCAACAUGGAUAAAUGAAAAAGACGAGAAUAAUAACCCAGUGUUAAAGACAAAUGAUUUUAUUAAUUCAUUCCAAAACCAAGUGAAAAAACAACAACAACAACAAAAUGGUUUUAUACAAGACAAUAGUCUUAUAACAGUAAACUAUGCUAUACAAAAUAAAUUAUCAUUAAAUACUGAUUCACCUUCAGCAUCGAGUGAUACAUGGAAAUUAAAAAAAAUUAGUGAUUCUAAAAACUCUAUCUCUUCAAAUCGCUCAAGUCUGGAGAACAUUAAUAGUAAUUCAUCAUAUACACAUAAAUUCACUCAUAUAAUAUUUAAAUCAUGUAGUAUACUAGACCAAUCAUUGUCACGUUUAAUAAAUUUAUUUCCUUCUUUAAAACAAUUGGAAUUUGAGUGUUGUAACGAUUUUACUGAAUUAGCAUUUUGGUCUUGUCUUUUACCGAGCAUUGAAUGUUUAACAGUGUUUGAUUGCAUCAAUGUUUCAGAUGAAAGUAUGAAUGCGAUUGGACAUCUAUUACCAGAAUUAAAAUGUUUUAAAUUUCAAGCUUAUCAUAUAACAGAUGCAGCAUUAAGUUAUUUCAGUACAAAACAACGAAUUAAUAUGCAUACAAUGGAAUUGACUCAGUGUAUGGAUGUAACAAAUCAAGGUAUUAUGACACUGGCCUAUACACUGAAUAACCUACAAGUUUUGAGUUUAAGUGGAUGCAGCAAACUAACUGAUGACGGUUUAGAUGUGAUAUGUGAAAAUCUAAAACGUUUAAUAUCAUUGAAUUUAUCAUGGUGCUCGAAGAUCACUGACAGCGGAUUAGAAUGCGUGGCAUGUGAUUUAGUUCUGUUGAAAAAAUUACUACUAGACAGGUGA